Sinocyclocheilus grahami is the source of this 5829-nucleotide messenger RNA. RefSeq names its product hypermethylated in cancer 1 (gene hic1). The transcript has 2 exons. Gene Ontology annotation, biological process: regulation of transcription by RNA polymerase II. Gene Ontology annotation, molecular function: protein binding; DNA-binding transcription factor activity, RNA polymerase II-specific. Bases 182 to 2449 code for a protein of 755 amino acids. Gene Ontology annotation, cellular component: nucleus. The record is from RefSeq and is a predicted model, not a curated record. NCBI's taxonomy places the organism in Eukaryota, Metazoa, Chordata, Actinopteri, Cypriniformes, Cyprinidae.
GUGAGCGAGAGAGAUAGAGGGUGGAGGGAGAGAGCGAGCAAGAGGGAGGGUGAGCAACACGAAAUUCAUUGCAAUUAAUAAUAAAAAAGAGUUGGCAGUCGUGCUCGGAAAACUGGCAUGGUUUUGGGAGGCUGGCAGUUCAAAGUUGAAACGUCAGAAAUGACUCCAAAAGACUGCUGAGAUGAUCAUUAGGGGAGACUUAGAUCGGAUGGCAGAAGAGAUCGGGCAUCCAGGUAUUUGUCUGAAGUCGAUGCUGGAUGCCAUGGAAGUCCCAAGUCAUGCUAGGCACCUCCUCUUGCAGUUGAACACACAACGAACCAAAGGCUUCUUGUGUGAUGUUAUCAUCGUGGUGCAGAAUGCACUGUUCCGUGCUCACAAGAACAUCCUGGCAGCCAGUAGCCUCUACCUUAAAUCUCUUGUCGUUCAUGACAACCUCAUCAAUCUGGACCAUGAGAUGGUCAGUCCAGGUGUGUUUCGAGUCAUUCUUGACUAUAUCUACACAGGACGCUUAAGUGAAGGUGACCCCACCUCUCCAACUGAGCCAAAUAUAGGAGCAGUGCUGGCGGCAGCAAGUUAUCUGCAGCUGCUGGAUCUGGUGACUCUAUGCAAGAAGAAGCUGAAAAGAAAUGGGAAGUACCAUUUACGUCCCAAUCCUGGGUUUUUACCUUACAAGAUAGGCUCCAGUGGCAUGGGGGGAGGACGGUUUCGAAUAUCUACCCCUGUCAUCCACUCCUGCCACCCUGGAGGACUAGUUAGCACCCCUCGACCUACACCAUUAGAGGACCUGCCCCCCCUUGCACUUGCCCCCCACAUCGGUGAAAUUUAUGCACCAGUCCCCACCCAGGGUCCACCGCCUUACCCCCCAGCAAAGGCAUCCCUGUCACCCCAGUCAGGCCUGCGCAUGCCCCAUACUGACAGAAACUGCUCAUCCGUCUAUGGCCUUGACCUGUCCAAGAAAAGCCCAAGUUCCCAGUCCCAGCUUCCCUCUGGUCACCCCCAUUUGAUCUCCUCACUCCACCCAGAAGAGGAGCCCGAGGGGGAGCUAGAGCAAAGCACUAGCCCCCUGCUCAGUCCCAACGAUGGCUCCAGAAAAAUGGAGACAUCCCAUCAUGUGGGGUCUCUCACUUUCCCUCUACCCAACCAUCCUCUUGCACCCCAUCUUCCCCAUCUGCACCGUCCUCAGGGCCAAGAACCUUACCCCUGCGCUCCUAGCCCAGAACCCAUGGAGGACUCCAGAGAACAAGUCAGAGAUGGGUCCAACAUCUAUCGGUGGGUGAAGAAUGAGCCUUCCAACCCAGAGGAUGAAGAUGAGGAAGACGAAGAGGAUGAGAGUGGAGGAAUGGGUGAGCAGGAUAAAGAGAGACACCAGCACAUGAAUCACCAUAAGAUCAGUGAGGAAAAGCUGAACAUGAAUGAGCGAGGCUAUGACAGAGGGACCUGUGAUGAUGGAGAGGAUGAGAAUGGGACCGCCAGCGAAGAGACAGGGAGCAGCGAGGGUCGUCCGUCUCCCCCUGUUCCAGGUGGAAGAUAUCACAUGCCGUACGAGCCAGAGAGUUUCGGAGAUAACUUGUACGUGUGCAUCCCCUGCGACAAAGGCUUCCCCAGCUCAGAGCAGCUCAAUGCCCAUGUGGAAACCCAUACUGAGGAGGAGCUAAACAACGGUAGCGAGCUGGACAACAUCAGCAGCAAACCCACCAAUGCCCAUGGACCUACAAGCUUGAAUAGGUCUAGUGGCCUCCACAGCCCUUUCCUAGAUAGCAAAUCGACGCAAAAUCUCCAUUCCAUUGGUCUCGGGGAAAUCAUACGACCCUAUCGCUGUUCGUCCUGUGAAAAGUCUUAUAAAGAUCCUGCCACCCUAAGGCAACAUGAGAAAACCCACUGGCUGACACGUCCAUACCCCUGUAGCAUCUGUGGCAAGAAGUUCACCCAACGUGGUACUAUGACACGCCACAUGCGCAGCCAUUUGGGCCUAAAACCCUUCGCCUGUGACGCCUGCGGCAUGCGCUUUACUCGUCAGUACCGUCUGACGGAACACAUGCGCAUCCACUCCGGAGAGAAACCCUACGAGUGCCAGGUGUGUGGGGGCAAGUUUGCUCAGCAGCGCAACCUUAUCAGUCACAUGAAGAUGCACAGCAGCGGAACAGCUGGCGGAGGACUAACUCCUGAUGGCAAGCUGAAGAUAGACUUCUCCGAGGGGAUUUAUCCCCUGAGCAAGUACACAGCUGAGCAUCUGGGCCUGAAGCAGGAGAAAACCUCAGACCUUCUCACAGCCUCUCAGCACCUGCUGGCUGAUGCCAAAGCCAUGGAGAGCCUCUACCCGCUGUCAAAGCUGGCUGUAGAACACCUCGGCCUCACCCACAAGAUAGACGUCCUGAACCAGCCACUGCCACCUACUUCUCAGCAGCUCUCGGCAGAGUCCCGCACCAUUGACCGCUACUCUCCUAGCUAGAGUGGGGAACCACUAACUUUACUUUCCAAAGAGACAUCACUGUAUGCCAUUCACAGUAUUCAACUCUCACCUCAUCAUCAUUUGAACCUGCACUUCAAAGAGUGGAGACCAGAAAGUGUUGGCCAUAAAAAUGCACACAAACGCUUUUAUUCUGAAUGUGCCUUUGCAGAUUUUGCAGUAUGUGCAUUUCUUAAAAUGACUUUCCUACAAGGAGGAAACUGCUUUAUUUAUAAUCUGUUUUGACUGUUGGACACUCAGACAAUGCAGUAUUUAUAUAAAACAACUUAUUUUUUGUUCAAUCACCGAGCCAAACAACCAAUUGAAAACCAAAAAGAUAUUUAUUUUUAUUUUUCUGUUCAUUUUCUUUUUUUUUAUUUUAUAUGUUGGAAAAGCCAAAGAGAAAAUGUCAAAUGUUACAGAAGAGAGUUGCAAUCGUACCCUAAACCUGUGUAUUAAGUAUUAUUGGUGUAUAUAGAAUGAAAAAGCACAUAUGAACAAUAUUCAGGGCUUCUGUCCAGAAUGGAGCAGCAAAUCUGGACGAAAAAGAAAAAAAGCCAAAUCUUUGGGAUUUUAUAGUAAUUGGAGGACUUUUUAUAGACUAUUUUUCGGAGUACUGGAUCACCUGUAUCUGAUUUUCCAGCUUUGUGAAUGGCCAAGUUUUUUCCAUACUAAAGGGAGCAACUGAAGAGAGUGUUUGUUCCAGGACUUAGGUAAAGUGAUCUAAGCUUUUCUCUGCAUUGAUGUAGUUAUCCCCUUCAGCAUGGAAUGAGAGUUCACAGAGAGUACCAUUUAAAAAAAUUUUCACCACCUUCAGGUGUAUGGUCUCGAGCUAUUUAAUGUCUUUGUUCCCUUUCCUUUCCUCCAACGCCAAGUGCCUUCAGCUUAUUGAAAAUGUAGCAAGUACUGCCCUGUGAUCUCACAACCGGAAUAUCUUUGUGCAUAUUCCGAUCAUGAUAUAACAAUCCAUGUCCACGUGUUUUGGUUCAUCUGGUGCGACAGACUAAGCAUGGGUGGUGCCUUUGAAAAUGCAGUAAUAUUUACAGUAGAGUCCAUAUGCUUCAGUUGCAUCGCAGUCAACCCCUUUGAAUGACUCUCUGCAUGACUAGUUGUAUAACAGUACCAGCCAAGGCACUUUUGUGUAUAUAAACCAAACAGUGACGUUUUGCAAGUGAUUGAUUCAGUAACACCUUCAAGACCUUUCCUCAUGUGAAAUGUUUGAGAGGGCCUCCUCACCCCUAUUACGGUGCAGUUAAUUUUUAAGGCUAAUGUGACGGCUUUAACCCUAAGGUGCCUCACACACACACGUAGAGCCGCUAAUGUGACAACCAUCUGAACAUGAGGAGCAGGGGCUCUCUCUCACUGAUACUGUGAGCGUAGAUAGCAGCAGCUGGUCCACUCAGGGUAAGCCCUGUGAAAUCUCAGAUUUUCUAAGACUAUCCGCGCUUGUCUGUCCCACUGAUGUUAGAUUUUAUGCCAGUUGACCAGGCCCUGUGAUCUAAACGUACACCCUAAUCCUCCAGCUACUGCUCUAAUGUACCAUAAGCUACACUUACAACAAUCUAUCCUUCUUAUUUCAAGUAACAUAAAACACAGUAGCCUGUUAGGGCUGCUUCCUUUUUUGUAGUCUUACAGCUCAUCUGCUUUGCCUCUAAAUAAAUCAUUUUACAGUAAAUGUAAAUGUUCUGAUGAGAUAUGGCACCCGCUGUUUUUAUUCCAAAGACCAAGCUGAUAUUUUGUCUUUUCCUCUCACAGAAGUUUUUGUUAACCACUAGUUACAAUUACAACCUCAGCUGGUGAAUGUGAAAACUUAAACCACGAAUGCACUGUGAAAGAACUAGUGAAUCUUAAAGCUUUAGAGCUUAGUGAAUAUUGAACAUGUAAGUUGGGGCAAAUUACCUGGGCUUUAGUCUGUAGCAUGUCAGCUAUUCAAAGUGUUUCCUUUUUUUUGUUGGUCAGAUUGAACUCUCUUAAUCAAAGCAAAAAGACAUUGGUGCUUACCUCAGGACUGAGCCUAUCAUGGGUUACACAAUGCUUUAGCAAUAGUUUAAUACAAAAACACACACGUAAUUGCUCUCUGUGUAUUGUACAUUAAAAUUCAAGCACACUUUCUGAAGGGAUUUUUAAACCUGUGGUUAUUUCACAAUGCUAAAAAUGUAUUUUUGUUCCUGAAAUUAUUAUUUGAUUUGUUUGUGAAUAUAACCUAUGCAACUGUCUCCUAUUUUUACAAUACAGAAAAUACUGUAGUUACACAAUGAAAUGGGAAAUUACUUAAUUACCAUAAAAGGUAAAUUUGUAAAUUAAACAUGAUUUCUUGAUAAAAAUCAGCUUGGUUUUUUUCUCUACACUUAAAGGUACUUGAAAUUCUACAGCACAAUUUGAAACUCACACAUGCACUAAAAGAAAUGCCAGACAGCAAGUCCGAUUACUGUUAACUUUAUGCUGUAUAAGAAAUGUUGUGUGUUUAUCAAUAAUUCGCCGCAAUGAUAAACACUUGGCCGAGUUGGUAAGGAGGGAAGCAUAGUUUCUGAAGUUGAUUGACCCAUUUGUUCUGGGCGGGCCUGCAGAAACUUUAGCUGACCUUUUUGCCGAGAGGCAGGAUUAGACUCCCAGUGAGGUUUUGUAUACAUGUACUAUUAAACCACACGCAUGAAACCAGCUUGUUUGGGGCGAGACAGAUGCUGAAAUUUCCCAACACUUUUAAGUGGACAGCCGAGAUCCAGAAAUUCCUCUCAACUUAAUUUUGCAAAACACAUGAAAACAGUCUGGGUACAGCGGUUUGUUUGUAUCCAAAUGAAACCCAGAGCGUAAACGGAAUACAAAUCUUCUGACUCGAGGCAUAGAACAAUAUUACAGCUAUCAUAACAGUUAAAACUUUGACCGCAGACAUAUUAAUACGGGCUGAGGAGAUGUGACAGCCCGUUUGAAGUGGAUUUUGGUGGUGGGAAAAUAAAUCUGACACUCCCCUUCUCCACCAUUCAUUAGCUCGCUCUCAUCGAAAAUCUAUCGCUCUCUCUUUCCUGCUCUCCGACAGACAAAACAAGAGAAAAAGAGACUUUCCACUUCGGUUCCAAAAGCGUAGAGAAAAGAAAACGAAAUAUUAAGUGGCUGUGCGUUCAGCACUGCUCUGACGGCUCUAGGAACGUAGAGGUGUGUGAGUCAGGGUCAGGGGGCAGGUGAGAUGUUUGGUUGUGUUUUUGUUCGCUCCAGCUAUCUGAAACAUACGAAAGUGCUUCUGUUAAUGGAGUUACAAAAGGAGUAAAGUUGAGCUGGGGAAGUGAACUUUUGACUCUGUAGUAGCAGUGAGCAGGAUGUUUGGUGUGGUUCUGCUCAAAAGCAGAUAGGCAGAUGAUGAUAGAGAGGGACAGAGAAAGCAACUGAGG